Molecule: messenger RNA, 1718 nt
Organism: Prorocentrum cordatum
Lineage: Eukaryota; Dinophyceae; Prorocentrales; Prorocentraceae
Source: the annotation of a GenBank genome assembly
UGCGCAUUGAGCAUGAAUAAACUAGCCUGUGCUCCACGGAUAUUCUGCCGCCAGCCUUUCCUUUCGGUUGUAGCCGCAAUCUUUUUAUGAGGGACCUGGUUAGCAGUAGGUUCUCGUACUGCGCAACAUUAUAUGAGAUGGGUGUUUACUAGAACCACUUCCUUGCCAUGUUCCGCACUGUAACAAUUUAGUGUGGCUUGUCUGUCGGUUCUCGAUGGUGGUUUGGACGGCUUGCGUCCGGGCCGCCAACGAGGCACGACGGACCCGGAAGAACGCCAGAGUCGAACGGCAGGUCGCCGCUGUUUGGAGCAUGUUAUCAGGGCAGCCGUGUUGUUUCACCAUGAGCGUUUGGCUCAAGGUGGCCACCUACCGUGCCAGUCUAGUCCUUCCUCCUUCCUCGUCCCAAAAAUGCUCCUUCCGCUGCUCUUUACUCCUUUCUCCACUUCCCCUCCGUCUCCUUCUCCCCCCUCUGCUCCCUGCUCCUGUCCGUUCUCUUCUCUCUCCUCCUGCUGGCCCCUCCUCCCUCCUCCUCUCAGCUCCUGCUUUCGCCUUCGUGGCUCAAGCGCUCGCGCCGUCCACGUCCCGCAGUGGUGCCGGGAGCGCCCGAGAUCUUUCGCCCCCAGCUGCGCGUGCGCCCGCAGGAGGCCAUGACGGGGAUGCUCCGCCGCGCGGCUGCCAGGUCGAGCCUGGCGGCUAUUCCGAGGCGCGGUGCCAUGACCGAGGGCGGCAUGAUCAAGCCCAUCGCCCCAAAUUUCCCCAAGACCAGUGAGAAGACCAUGGGUCCUCACGGCUGGUGCCGCGGCUCCUACACCUUCUGGAGCCUCCACAGCCCGAUCGUGGGCCCGCUGUACCGCCCGCCAUGGGUCGUCGGCGGCAUCCACAAUCCCACGCUGGACCCGAUCAAGCACUUCAACACCCAGCACCGCUUUCACACGCUCACCGCAUGGGAGUGGGUCAAGUGCUUCUUCUGGGCCUUGAUGCCGGCGCGGCCCUUUGUCUUGAUGCCGCUCACGCCGUUUUUGCUCAUCCUGUCCGUGGGCUGCUUGGAGCAGCGCCGUGAGCCCAUGGAGAUCUUCAUGGACCGCGAGAAGUACUGGGAGAACGUCGACGACUACAUGUACGGCGUGUACUUCGACCACCAUCACUUCUCCCACCAGCUCUGCCACCGCCGCGCGCACAAGUGGGGCUACGCCGGCCAGGACAUCACCCUGGAGGGCGGCCACCACUGAGCGGGGCGUCCUGCGGCAGACACGGGGCUUCUGCCCCGAGGUCUCGGAGGUAACGCCGAGGAGGGCCGCUAUCCUCUGACUGCUCUUUCUUCUCCUCUUACCGUCUCCUCUUACCUUCUCCCCUUUCUCUUCUUGCCUCCUCCUACUGCUCCUCCUCCCGUUCCACCUGGGUGAGGGGCCCAGACUCAGUGUGCGAAGAUGUGUGACAGCGAGAAUGCCCCGUGCUAAUAUCAUCGACAGAGUUUCGUGUGUAGAAAUUGGUCGUUGUGCGCAGCAGUCCAUCAGAGCAGAGCUCCGCUACACCUUGCAGCGUGACAUCCCCGUCGUGGGGAUCGGUGAGGAUGCUACCGAGGCUCUUGACAACUCAAGAUUAUGCCUCAAUCGUCUGUUGGGGAGCAGGGCCAGCGCCGGGUUCUGCCAGAACCCGUCUCCUUCGUGACGCGGACCAGAGACGUCCUCCCCUGCCGAGGAUCGCGUGCGCGAGUGAUG